AUGGGUGUAAUAAUACAGCGUAUCUUCUUGGAAGAAGAUAAGGAUAAAGAAGAAAGUAUUUUUUUGACCAUUUUAGAAAAUCCAAGUUUGGCAAGAUUAAACAUAAUAAAUACUUGUCUAAACAAGCAAGGACUUGACUCAAUGAUGUCCACAUUAUGCUGUGAUAUUAUUCAAACAUUAUUUGCAACAUAUGCAUAUGAAUUAUCAGACUUGGCAGAAUAUUUUGGAUCUGCAGCCAGAGCAAUAAUUAAUCCUAAAACAGAAUCUUUGCAAAAAAUAACAGCAAUUGCUUUACUUAAAGAAUUUGUCAUAAAAUUCUGGGAUGAAUGUAUUCAAGAGCAAAGCUGUUCCCAACCAAUAAAACUCGAAUCAAUGGAUGUGGAUUUUGAAGGUUUAAUUAAUGAAAUCAACAAUUUUAUGAGCAUGCCACUUGAAUUAAUUUACUCGUUAAAAAUAUAUUUUAUAAGAGUUUUGCGUAAAAGACACAAUUUUUCACUUAAUGACGUAAAAAUUUUUUGUAAUAGACAAAGUAACACACUUCCAUGGCUUGCAAGUAUUCCAUGGGAAGACAAAUCUCAAUCUAGACUCUCAUUUAAUCCUUACUGGGUUUUAGAUGUGUAUUCAGAAGCUGAGAAUGGAUUUUCCAAUUGCUUUUUAUUUAAAAAUAAAGCCCCAAUUAGAACCUUCCUGCAAUCUUUAUCAAAAAAUAAAUCAAUAGAACAUAGAAUUGCAUUUGGUGGAUUACUUAUACAUCGCAUGCAUUUAGUUCGUGCCUCAGAAGAAUGGAAUUCUGAAUAUGAAAAUAUUAGUAAGGAUUUUAUGACUGAAAUCAAUGGAAUGAACACGCUUUCACCACCAUAUCAAAAUAUUAUUGGAAAUAUUCUAGAAAAUAAACAACCGUUUCUUCAAUUAAACACCAAUGUAACAUAUGAACAUUUACUGAUUAAAUCAGUGAUUGGACAUAUUGUAAUACUGCAUUCAUCAAUUCCUGCAGACUCAUCACCAUUAACUGUAUAUUUAAAUAGUUUAGAAAAUUGCCAUGCACAUUUUCUUUUAACAUUACCAACUGAUAAUGUAUCAGUUAUCAUGAAUGCUAUAACAUCUAAAGAGAAAAUAACAAGCACAUGCCCACAAUGUAAAAACGCAAUUGGAGGAGAACGUUAUGAAAUAGCUCCUGGGAAUCAAAAAUUGGAUGUAAAUCCAAUCAUAAAUGCGACGAUUGUGAAUCAACCUGGUUAUGUUGAAGAUCAGAUUGAGACUGGAAUUGGUCAUACUGUUCGUUCCAUGCAACCAAAUGCAUAUCGUAUUUUACAUUUAAUGGUUCAUGCUUUGAUUGGAUCUUCAAAUAAUGCUAAAAACUUCUUAAAAAAGAUUACAAACAAUGUUGAAGAAUAUUGUUUUCGACAUAUAGAAAAUGAUUGGAAUGUACUUAAAAAAAUUUUUAAUUGUAAUGAUGAAAACUUAGCAUUAUUAUUACAUUUGAUUCUUACAGAAUUGACAAAAAAAAUUCCUGAUGGCGCGUCAUUAAUUAAAACUCCUGCUCAACGGGAUGAAUGGGAAAUGCAAUUUAGCAAAAAUUAUGUUGAGCCGUCAACAAAGAUUUUCAAUAAAUCAAUUGCAAAUUUUUAUAGAGAAUUAAAUGAAGCUUCAAAAAAAGCAAAUGGAAAUGAUAGUUUAAUCGAAUCUGAAAUUAACCAGACCAUAGAAAUGGAUAAAAAUUAUAUGAUGAAGCAUUUACCAAGACUUUGGAGAACAAUAGGAACAAUAAAUUUUGAAAGUUUCAGAGCCUAUUACUUUGCUGACCAAUUCAAGAACAGUAAAACAUAUCCAGUUCUUUUUGUGUUUUUUAAACAUUCUGAGAAAUUAACACAGAUUAAACAUCUUUUCUCCAUUAUUAAAUUUGUUGAGAUAAUGACAUCAAGGCUUGAGUAUAGAAUCAGUAGGCAAAAGGCUCGGGAAAUGACAUUCAGGAAUUUUAUAAAUAAUGAAUCAAAUGGAGGAGUAAUUCAAGAGACAUAUAAAAUGUUGGAAGAUGCAUUUAAUGAAUUUUCAUUAGCAUGGAAUGCAGUGAGCGAACAAGUUAAGAUAUAUCGGUGUGAAGAAUUUAAAAGUGGCAUACCUAAAAUAAAUUUAGAUUGUCCCAUUGUUUUUGGAUUAGUUGAAGAAAAGGAUACAGGAAUAUAUAUAUGUGCAAUUAUAAAUUAUCUUGUGAGAUUACAAAAUGAUUUCUUGCAAGAAAUAAUGGUAACCCCAAGUGAAUCAUUAAAAUUUUUAGAAGAACCAUCAUCUCAAGUCAAUGUUAAAUCAACAUUAUCUCAAUCAAACGAUCAUAAUAAUCCGCUAACAACUAAUCGAAAUUGUGUGCAAUCAUUGAGAAUAAAUCUAAAUCUUGAUAUUGGUUAUGGAGAUGAUGUUAUAUAUGAUUUACAAAAAAUUGAGCUUGAACUUGCACGUUGGCUGAUAUUUGGUAAAGCAUAUAUUGAAACUAUACCAAACUCACAUUUAUAUUUGGAACCUUUUUCAUAUCAUAUGGAGUUGUUCCAGGGGUCUAUGAGAAUUCUUGGUGAAAUCAAAAAUAUAAUUCCACAAGAACCCAUUCCUAUUGAAAAGAUAUCAUUGAUUAAGGAGGAAGCAGAGCACUUGAAUAAAAUUUCAUUUACAUCAUCACGACGUGUUUUGGACGAUCCAAGUGAUAUUUUAUCAUCACUGGAAGUGCUUUUAUGUUUUGUUAAACUCAAUGCAGUAGGACAGGGGGACAUGUUAAUACAAAAUUAUGUAACACAAUGGGUUAAAUUAUCACCAUUGAUAAUGAAACCUGGAUUUGCAAAGGUGUUAAAUGCAGGUCUAACCUUAAAACAUAUAGUGGCAUUGUAUGAAUUUGUAGAGGAACAAGAUCCAAACACCAAAAAAACAAGAAGACAUAAACAAAGAAUGAUUUUAAAUGAAGCAAAGAAAUUUGAUAAUUGUUGA
This is a messenger RNA of Entrophospora sp. SA101, 2970 nucleotides long. The record is from the annotation of a GenBank genome assembly. NCBI's taxonomy places the organism in Eukaryota, Fungi, Glomeromycota, Glomeromycetes, Entrophosporales, Entrophosporaceae.